AUGGAGACCAUGACCUUCCCCCGCUACAGCCCCGACGACAUCAUCAGCUACCUCCGCUCGCACAUCCUGGAGGGCGCCGAGGCCCGGAACCUGGUCAAGGGCGACGUGUUCGGCAACCCCAGGCUUGACAUGUUAAACCUGAUUUACCUGAGAGUCCUGGAGAAAGUGUGUGGGAUCCAACUGGAGGGCCUCUACAUGAUGCCACUCAACGUUGAUAUAAUGUACCCAGAGAUCUAUGAAGGCUUUCUACCUUUCUGCAACUUGUAUAUUCAUAUGGAGCACUUGCUGCCGAUGUGCCGGAUUAGUGACUUUCAAAUCACUGAUGUUUUAAGACCAAAGACAAAGAGGACUGUUCGCUUCUUGAGUGGCAUCCUCAACUUUGUGAACUUCAUGGAAUUCCAGCAUGAGGCCUACCUGGGGCUACAGCUGAGCUAUAAAUCAGCUAUGGAGAGAGUCCAACACCUGGAGACUGUGAAUCGGGAGGCAGUGCUGAAGCUGGAGAAACUGAACACGGUCCCAGUUGAACAUGAGGCAGAGAUCAAGCAGCUCACAGAGAACAUUCGGGAGCUGGAGCAGCUGCUAAGGCAGGACUAUCGUCGGAAACAAACAGCUUUGCAAGAAGUGAUUUCUCAAAAGAAGGCGGAUAUUGCAGAGAGAACCCAAAAACUGAACGAGUAUAAAGUGUCUAUGACUGCUUUAAAAGAAGAACAAGAGCAGCUGAAAUCCAAAAUUGUGGACAGUCCAGAAGAAUGGAAAAAUUACAACGAGCUGAUGAAAGAGACUAUUAGGAAAUUGAAGAGGUCUAAGCAAGAAGUUAUUGAAAAUUAUGAAGGUUAUAGAGAUGUACUUGAGGUUCUGCCAUCAUGCCAAGUAGAAUUGCAAUUGUACCAAAAGAAAAUGGAAAUACAGGGAGAAAACGUGGAGAGACUGGCCAGUGUAUCGUCAGAGGCCAGAAAUCUGGAGCACCAGCUUGAGAGUGCUCAGGUAGAGCUGAAAAAGGCCAAGACAGAUGAAAUGUCCCAAAAGAGAGCAUUCACUGUGAAACAGGAGAAGUUUGCUACAGCUGAGAUCCAUCUGAAAAAGAUCCGUGAAGAUAUUGAGCAGCACAAGUGCACAGUGCUCGAACAUUUUAGCAAAGUCCAGGAGAAGAGGGAAGCUGUAUAUGACAAAGUUAUGGCCAUUCACAAGGAAAUCAAACAGAAGAAGAGCAAAAUUGAGCAACUGAAGGAUGACGCUGAAGAAAAAGCAGCAAAGGCCAAGGAAAUACACCUGAAUUUGAAGGCUGUAUUGGACAAGUGUCAUGAAUCUCUCCUUAAGGCAGUAAAGACUUCUGCAGCCUCAAGAGCAGAAAAAUUUGAUGAAAUUAGGGGAGGGCUGUUCAGCAUUCAGUCUUCUGGAAGUACUUCUUAAGCCUGUCUGAACUUGUGUUCCACUUUCACUGUGUCUGUGCUCAUACCUGAGCUCAAAAGCUUCUGCUUUGCAUGGGAGGGAUGAUAAUUCCAGGCAAAUCCAGCUUUCUCAAAAACCAUGUCAGAACACAUUUAGCUUUCCAGGCUAAUCCUGGUGUCAUGAGCUUGCUGAUAUGGAUAAGAAAAUGCUCAGUUUCUGUUGUUUCAGUCAGCACCUGGUCUUGGGGGUAAUACUGCAAGUCUUGCUAACACCAAACUGCUCAACAUUUUAGACAGAGCCCUGCCUCUGCAAACUUUAAUCUGGGAACACCUGGAGCCUUGAUCUGGCUUGAGUGUUCAAUAUAAGUCUGUAACAGGUGAUGUUCCACCACCAUUAUAAAAUUAAGGUGAAAUCCUGAGAGAGAAGUAACAUCUAUCUAAAUGCCAAAUUACUGUCAUCGUAAAUAUCUGUAAACACUCAGAAGUGUCACUUUAAUAUCACUUUAGUUAACAGUACACUCCCUCUCAAUGGUUGAAAUCAUUGUGUCUGCUUUGUGGGGUACUGAACUCUCCUCUGUGUUCAUUGGUCUGUGUUAGGAUGCUCUUAAAAACUAUAGAUUGAUGUUUUGUACCUUAACUUGUGAUGGUGCUUGGUGUGCCACAGUGGUUUUCGUUAUUUGGAAAAUUGAAAUGUUAAUUUUUGCACUAGUUGAUAUAAAGAUAUUUAACCCUU
This is a messenger RNA of Cinclus cinclus, 2121 nucleotides long. RefSeq names its product NUF2 component of NDC80 kinetochore complex (gene NUF2). Bases 1 to 1410 code for a protein of 469 amino acids. Gene Ontology annotation, molecular function: protein-containing complex binding. The record is from RefSeq and is a predicted model, not a curated record. Gene Ontology annotation, cellular component: Ndc80 complex; kinetochore. Gene Ontology annotation, biological process: attachment of mitotic spindle microtubules to kinetochore; meiotic chromosome segregation; mitotic spindle organization. NCBI's taxonomy places the organism in Eukaryota, Metazoa, Chordata, Aves, Passeriformes, Cinclidae. The transcript is spliced from 13 exons.